Messenger RNA from Haliotis rufescens (red abalone), 1244 nucleotides. Its product is annotated as nematocin receptor 2-like. NCBI's taxonomy places the organism in Eukaryota, Metazoa, Mollusca, Gastropoda, Lepetellida, Haliotidae. Gene Ontology annotation, biological process: neuropeptide signaling pathway. Gene Ontology annotation, cellular component: membrane. Gene Ontology annotation, molecular function: neuropeptide receptor activity. The coding region runs from base 128 to 1204 and encodes 358 amino acids. The transcript has 2 exons. The record is from RefSeq and is a predicted model, not a curated record.
GUGACGCCGACAUUAACGUGCGGGUAGCCGUCUAUUUGCAUUCAAAUUGUGGAGGUAGUCUCUGUCAAGCUGAUCCUGCGAACCAAAGCAACAAACCAACACCCACACAAAGGAUAGCAACGGCAACAUGGCAGCAUGCAACAUCAGCCAACCAAAUGAUUCAGUAUCAAAGGAGGACCUCUUGUGGGAGGAAAACGAAAACAUGGCCAAGACUCUAAUCCCUGCCAUGGCGUUUGUAGGAUUUAUAAUGGUGACUGGAUUCUUUGGGAACAUUUUAGUGUGCUACAUAUUCACAAGAAAGAUCCCUUUGUCUGUCAAUACGUUUCUUCUCGUCUUCCUCGCGGCACUGGACUUGGUGAACUGCACAUUGGCCAUGCCCUUCGAAAUCAUGGACAUGCGUUAUUUUUACGUUUUUGAGAGUGAUGUAACAUGUAAAAUAUUUCGCUUUAUUGUAGCAUUUCCCAAUAUCGACUCAGCCUUUGUGUUGCUGAUCAUUACAAUUAACAGGUACACGAUGUUAUGUAGGCCUAUGUCAAUUCAAAUGACCAUGAAGGAGGCAAAGAGGUAUGUUGCCAUAGCAACCACCGUCGCCAUUUUUCUCUCCCUGCCAGCUGUGUGUAUAUAUGGAAAACAAAGAGUUGAAACAAGUAUAGAUGGACUGUGUGGACAAGAUUGUACAACAAGUGACAAUAUGAAGGGUUCAAUAUUCCCCUUUGUUUACCAGAUAUUUGGAGGAAGUGUCAUGUUACUUAUAUCUGUGGCUAUAUGCUAUAUGUAUAUCCACGUUUGGAGAGAAGUACGGAAACAUAAAAAGAACAUAUGUAACAACACACAAUUUGUUCUCCAUGAAAAUUCAAAGAGAGGGAAUAUUUCAAGCACCAAUUCCGAUUUUCAAGAUGAAGAAGUACCAGAUGUAGGAAACACAAAGCACAAAUCAAUCCGGGGUAAACGCAUAACCGUCAUUGCUUGUACGGUGACCUUUGCCUUCAUACUGAGUUAUCUCCCCUUUGCUGUAAUCAUGGCGGUGCGCAGUUUUCUACCUUUGACAUUUCAUCCUAAUGGGGUAUGGUAUGUGACGUACAAUAUCCUAAUUCGGUCGUACUUCAUCAGUUCGAUGACAAACUCUUUUGUGUACGGAUUCGUGAGUCUAACGUUUCGCCAAGAGUGUUGGAAACUGAUUUUUGCAAAAUGUCCUGGAAAAUGACGGGAGUGCUAAGUUUAUAGAUUCACAAUUAAAAUAUCGA